This is a messenger RNA of Carica papaya (papaya), 298 nucleotides long. The record is from RefSeq and is a predicted model, not a curated record. Lineage: Eukaryota; Viridiplantae; Streptophyta; Magnoliopsida; Brassicales; Caricaceae.
UUUGCACUCAAUUUUGCAGCUAACAAUGCCUGGUGACCACCGUUCACGUCUGAUAAAGUUGGCGAAAUGGCUUUCAGAAUCUUCAUUAGUCCCACUGAGGCUUUUCCAAGAGCGUUGUGAGGAAGAAUUUCUGUGGGAGGCUGAAAUGAUUAAGAUAAAGGCUCAAGAUUUGAAGGGUAAAGAGGUUAGGGUGAACACACGGCUUCUUUAUCAGCAAACAAAGUUUAACCUUCUUCGUGAAGAAAGUGAGGGAUAUGCCAAGCUGGUAUGUUACACUUUACCUUUUGAAAGUUUCUGA